AUGAAACAUGCAAACAAAUAUAUGGGACGCAACAACUUCUCAAUGAGUGACGUACACGGCAGAUUCAACUCCCUGCUUCGUAGCAAGGAGUAUUCAGCACUGAAAUCGUGCAGAAGCCUUGAGGAGAUCGUGGUGAAACUCAAUCACCACUUCUCAUUCAUAAACGAAGACAUGGGCUACGAAGAGCUACGAAACAAGUUCGUUGAGAACGUCCUGAGCGAGUUGAAUGAGUUCAAUCUCACUGAAUUAGACUAUUUUAUAGAAUAUUAUAUGAUAGGAAACUUCUUUAACAAGAUGGAUGGAAUACGAGAGCACAUUAUAGGGCAGUUUCCAGAACUAAAAACACUGGAUUUGUGUAACAGCUUUGAUGACGUACAGAAACUGUGCAUAAGCAACUGCUUUCUUAAGAAAUACUUCAGAAACAUAUCGUCGUAUGACAGGCAGAAGACGAUGCUGGUUGUAAUGAAGAACUUCAUGGAUGGCGUAUACCAAAAUGCAGGUGGAUACUUCAGGGAGAUUCUGGAAAGCGAAGGAGACAGGCAGAUACUGGAAAUGUGUCUGAAUGGGAGGAAUAUGGAGAAUAAGGGCAGCUUCUUUCCAAAUGCCACUACAAUGAAUGGGCAACAGAUUACAGCUCUACAGAAAGCAGAUGACUUGGAUGAGAUAGCCAGAAUAUUCAAAAUACCAGACGUAGAGCCAGUUGAGUAUCUGGUUAAGAAGAAUAACAGCAUGUAUGCUGACUCAUUCUGCCAAUACGACGAUGUGGCAUGCAUCUACGCCUAUUUCAGGCUAAAGGAGCAAGAAAUAGAGAAUAUCAUGUGGAUUGUGGAAUGCAUGCUACAGAAUGCGCCUGAUAAGAUGGAUGAGAUCAUCGUAUUCGAAUGA
Messenger RNA from Enterospora canceri, 885 nucleotides. NCBI's taxonomy places the organism in Eukaryota, Fungi, Microsporidia, Enterocytozoonidae. The record is from the annotation of a GenBank genome assembly.